AUGCUAGCUUCAUCUUAUAUGAAGCCGUCGGCGCCUUCGAUUGGCCUGCUCCGUUUCCUACGGUCCCAGUCCGAUCUGGUCCUUUUCUUCACAACAAACCCGACAACCAAGACCGGCAAUUCGCGCGUCGCAAGCGAGAGACGAUGGGAGAAUCGCAGGACCAAACACUUCAGCUGGACCGCUCUUCGUCCGGCUUCAUGUAAAGCGCAGCUCGAAUCUUCACUGUUUCCGCUACAGCGUGGUCUGAAACAUUCGAACGCGAACCGGAACUCGUCACAGCUGAUGCGUUUCCCAACCGUGCCUUCAUUGUCGAGAAAUCACCCCGCUCCCUGCUUUUCUGCCUCGCGAUCUGCCUCGACAGAAACCCGCAAAUGGUGGCGCCGAUGGUAUGCCAAUAGGCAAUCAUAUUUGAGAUGGGUCUUGGCGAGAUCCCCUCCGGUCACAACAUUCACGGACGAAGGUGCGGAAGGGAAUCUCUUCAAUUUGGGACGAACCCUUGCUGCAAAGACACUAAAUGAGCCUCGACUGCGCUGCACCGAGUUUGAUGAAAAUGGCAAUGUCACCCUGGUGAAUGGAGAGUUUCGGAAGAGUGAGCUCAUCGCAAAGUACGGACUUUUGACACGAGAUCUGCGGAAAAUCGAUUCCUCGGUACUUCCUCACAUCCUUGUCCGACCGAGCGCAAUCCUCAUCUCCCUUCUACAUCUCCGUGUCUUGAUCAAGUCUGAUCGUGUUCUCGUCUUCGAUGCGUACGGUUCGUCAAAUUCAUAUACACAAUCGGUGUUUAUGUACGAUCUAGAGGGGAAAUUAAGACAGCGCCAACCUCAAGGAGCCGGGACGUUGCCGUACGAGCUACGUGCCCUAGAGGCAGUUUUGAUAAGCGUGACUAGUGCCUUGGAAAGCGAAUUCGAAGGUGUUCGCGAACCUGUGGUACGAGUCUUGCGCGCUCUAGAGGAAGACAUUGACCGGGAUAAAUUAAGACAUUUGCUUGUGUAUUCGAAGAAGCUGGGUAGUUUCGAGCAAAAGGCCCGUCUUGUGAGAGAUGCAAUUGAUGAUAUAUUGGAAGCGGAUGACGACCUUGCGGCCAUGUAUCUGAGUGAACGCGCGCGCGGGGAACUCCGAGAGGAAACCGAUCACCAGGAGGUCGAGAUGCUGCUUGAAUCGUAUCACAAGGUCUGCGAUGAAAUUGUCCAAGCCAGUGGAAACUUGGUCACGGCCAUCCGCAAUACAGAAGAAGUGGUCAAGGCGAUUCUAGAUGCGAAUCGCAAUUCGCUGAUGCUUUUAGACUUGAAAUUUAGCAUUGGAACACUCGGACUUGCAGCAGGCACUCUCGUCUCAGCCCUGUACGGGAUGAACUUGAAGAACUUUAUUGAAGAGUCCGACCUUGGCUUUGGAGCAGUCUCUGCGAUCUGCUUCCUCUUCACUAUCGUUGUGAGUCUAUACGGUCUCGCAAAACUACGCAAACUGCAACGGGUUAGGAUGUGGGGAGAAGGCAUGGAUUCUGCCGGUAUCGGUCCGCUUGGGAAUCGCGGUCUAUUGCCUGGCAAUCGAGGCAACUGGCGCUCUGAUGCAAUGGAGCCUAUGCUGGCUGGUCUCCCCGGCGAGGCACGGUCAGAUCGACUAAAACGACUCAGAGAGGCGGUUAAUCCUGCUGCAUCCAAGGCUUCUGGCUCUGCCGAAGCAGCUCGCCGUUCAGCGGCCGCACGAAGUCUCCGCGAGAAAUCAGGUGCCCAGUCUGAAAAGAAGGCUAAUGAUAACACCGAACAGGCCGCUCCCAAGCCUGACGCGCCAGUCGAUAAGAGUGAGACAUGA
Talaromyces rugulosus is the source of this 1809-nucleotide messenger RNA. RefSeq lists its product as uncharacterized. Gene Ontology annotation, cellular component: mitochondrial inner membrane. Gene Ontology annotation, molecular function: magnesium ion transmembrane transporter activity. Bases 1 to 1809 code for a protein of 602 amino acids. The record is from RefSeq and is a predicted model, not a curated record. The transcript is spliced from 3 exons. Gene Ontology annotation, biological process: mitochondrial magnesium ion transmembrane transport. Lineage: Eukaryota; Fungi; Ascomycota; Eurotiomycetes; Eurotiales; Trichocomaceae.